AAGGAAUAACGAUUGGAGAGGAAGCGUUUCAUUUCACCGGGAUGUCUGUAAAACACAUCUCGGCUCUGUUGCUGCUGCUACAGCUGAGUUACUUCUUCAGCUCUGGGAGUUGUGGGAAGGUGCUAGUGUGGCAUGUGGAGUACAGUCAUUGGCUCAAUAUAAAGACAAUCCUGGACACACUUGUCCAGCGAGGUCAUGAGGUAACUGUUCUGAGAUCUUCAGCUUCUAUUUUAAUUGAUCCCAACAAAGCAUCUGGAAUUAAAUUUGAAACUUUUCCUGCAUCUUUUGCUAAAGAGGAAAUGAAGGAUUUUUUCAUUUAUUGGAUCAAUAAUGCACUAUAUAAUAUGUCACUAGACUCAUAUUGGGAUCAUUUUUUCAUACUGAACAAAUUCUUUCCAAAAUAUUCUGAUGUCUAUGAAAAUAUCUGCAGAGACAUAAUUUUGAACAAGAAACUCAUGACGAAACUGCAGGGAUCGCAGUUCGAUGUUGUCCUUGCAGAUGCCAUCAUUCCUGGUGCUGAGCUGCUGGCUGAGCUGCUGAAAGUGCCCUUCGUCUACAGUCUCCGCUUCUUUCCAGGCUACACUAUGGAAAAGUACAGCGGAGGGCUGCACGUGCCUCCUUCCUACGUACCUAUUAUUCUGUCAGGUUUAACUGGUCAAAUGACAUUUAUGGAGAGAGUUCAAAAUAUGCUAUGCCUGCUUUAUUUUGACUUUUGGUUCCAAACUUUUAAUGAGAGGAGAUGGGAUAAGUUUUACAGUGAAGUACUAGGAAGACCUGCUAGAUUCUCUGAGCUAAUGGGGAAAGCUGAUAUGUGGCUCAUCCGAAGCUAUUGGGAUUUGGAGUUUCCCCGCCCACUCUUACCAAACUUUGAAUUUGUUGGAGGGUUCCAUUGCAAACCUGCCAAACCUCUUCCUAAGGAAAUGGAAGACUUUGUGCAAAGCUCUGGAGAAGAGGGAAUUGUGGUGUUUUCCCUGGGGUCUAUGGUCAGUAACAUGACAGAAGAAAGGGCGAAUAUGUUUGCAACUGCUUUUGCCCAGCUUCCACAAAAGGUUCUUUGGAGAUUUAAUGGGAAGAAACCAGAAACUUUAGGACCCAAUACUCGGCUGUAUAAGUGGAUCCCCCAGAAUGACCUUCUUGGUCAUCCAAAAACCAAGGCAUUUGUAACUCAUGGUGGAAGCAAUGGCAUUUAUGAGGCAAUUCACCAUGGCAUCCCUAUGGUGGGCAUUCCUUUGUUUGGGGAGCAACCUGAUAAUAUUGCCCACAUGACAGCCAAAGGAGCAGCUGUUAGAGUGGACUGGAAAACAAUGUCAAGUACAAAUUUGCUUAGUGCUUUAAAGGCAGUUAUUAACAAUCCUUUCUAUAAAGAGAAUGCUAUGAGAUUAUCAAGGAUUCACCACGAUCAGCCUGUGAAGCCCCUGGAUCGAGCAGUCUUCUGGAUCGAGUACAUCAUGCGCCACAAAGGAGCCAAACACCUUCGGGUUGCAGCCCACGACCUCACCUGGUUCCAGUACUACUCUCUGGAUGUCAUUGGGUUCCUGCUGGCUUGUAUCACAAUCAUUACUUUCCUUAUCCUAAAAUGUUUUUUGUUUGUUUGUCAAAAGUUUGUUGUGACAGGAAAUAAGAAUAAGAGAGACUAAGCCUCUUUCAGACCUAAUGCUAGCAAUAGUGAGAGCUGAGAGCAUUCUUUUUAUUUUAGCCACUAUGGAUCAAUGUCUGACAACAUUAUUCUACACAUUUUAUGAGACUUGCACUUCCUGAUUCAUCCAAAUGUUUUAUUCUUGAUUGGAUAUUUGAAUUCCUGAAAUCCAAAUAAAAUUCCACUACAUGCAUAUAUACAAAUAUAUGUAUAGAUGUCUGUAUGUAUAUAUUUCUGAAGAAAAUUAGGAAUCACUGGAAUUUCAGCCUGUUGUUUUCAGAACAGCUAAAAGCCUGAAGUGGGCACUUGCAUUUUCAGAAAUGUCAUCUACUUGAAUACAGCGCACACACAGAAUGUUUGUAUCCUUACCAAAGAAAACCAGAGGAAGAUGCUUGGUAAAGGUGAUAAGACAGAUUUUGUACAGACCUCUGUUGUUUGGGAGAGAGGCUCUAGCAUAAACUGAUCUUGACUUCAAAUAGGAAAAAAAGUUUCUGAGAUUUUAAAAAGACUGAGCAUUGAUUAGGUUAUUUUAUGAAAAUGCCAAAUGAAAGAAGAAUGAAGUAAAAAAUUAUUAAAAGUGAUUUUGCAAGAAGGAUUAGACAAUGGACAGUUUCCAGUUUGUCAGGAUUGCUUUACUUUAGCAACACCUAAGCGUGGACAACAGGUUCACCUUUAGGAAUAAAACUAAUAACCUAGUGAAGGUGGAAGACAGGCUAACCUUGGUGAAACCUCUUAGCACAUUGGUUAAGAGAGUCUUUCCUUUGAUAGGGAGUUUACAGUUCACAUUUCAUAUGAAAUACAAAGCAUGUUGUCAUAGGAAUUUUUAAAUUUUGAAAAAAAAUUGAGAUGGCCCUAACUUGCUUCCUACCUAAAUCUGGGCAAUCUAGUAAAAUAUUUGGUUAGGAAGAUGAGAUAUGUUUUCUGCAUGAAGCCUUUAAUAUACUUGAGAUACGAUGGCAGUAAGAGACUACUUCUGUUUAGUUAGUUUACGUGCUGCCGAAGUGCGCACAUACUUCUGUUUAGUUAGGACUGAAAAUUCAGGACCCACAAUUUCAGUCUAGGCCCUCAGGCUUAUGAUGCUAGAUUAUUUGCAUCCUCCUGCAAUAAGAUUUCUUUGCCCUGCCUUGUCAAAUCUGAUACCUUCAAUUACUUUAAUAGCUGGGAUACAGAGAAUAUGGAAACCAGAAGUUUAUAUUAACUUUUUUAUGAUACUUUAUUUUUAUUACAUGUCAUGUAAUAUUAAUGCAACGAAUACAGAGCAACGUGGCCCAUUGAUUUAACUCAAGGAAAAUAAUGAUGUUCUCCUCUUACCUCCUACUUUCUCCCUUCCUCUCUACCUCUCCCUUUUUUUCUUGCUUUCUUUUUUAGUUUUUGAUGUAACAUUUUUAAUUAGCAUUAUAGUCAAAUGUUUAAUAUUUCACUAAAUAAAGAAAUCAACAAGUUAAAAAUAAAGGCCUUAGUUCAGUGGUAAUAUAGGCAAGGUCAAUACACAAUAACCAAAUGGAAAAAUUUCAAUUCACCCAUAUCCAGUAAAUUUAAAAUAAUCACACAUCAUUAAACCUAAAGUAAUAUAACAUUCUCAACAAUUGUGUUGACAUACGUGUAAAACAAAGUUUGACAAAAAUAUAUUUUUAGCAAUUGAAAAUUUUUUUGUUAAUAUCUCUUUUUUGUUUUCUGUUUUUUUAAUUUUUUUAAUUUUAGCUCUCACAUAAAAGGGUGAACAUGCAGUAUUUGUCUUUUUUUGUCAACAUGAUGUCUUCCAGUUACAUUCAUUUUGAUGCAAAUGGUAAAAUUUCAUUCUUAUUUUAUAGCCGAAUAAUAUUCCAUUUUAUAUAUAUAUAUAUAUAUAUAUAUCACAUUUUCCUUAUUUCCUUUAUCUAUUUGUAUGAUGAUGGACACUUUGGUUGAUUCUAUAUUUUGGUUAUGUGAACAAUGCUGCCACAAAUAUGGUGGUGAAGGUAUCUCUUUGAUAAAACACGAUCAUAUCUUUUAAGUAUAUACCCAGUACUGGGAUUGCUAUAUCAUCAGGCAAGUCUAUUUCUAGUUAUUUUUUUAAUUAAGUAAAUCUCCAUACUGUUUUCCAUAGUAUCUGCACUAAUUUACAUCCCCACCAGCAGUGUAUAAGUGUCCCUGUUUCUCUACAUUCUCGCCAGCAUUUGUUACUCUCUGAGUUUUGGAUAAUAGCCAUUCUGACAUGGGUGAGGUGAUAUCAUGGUUUUAAUUUGCAUUUCUGUGAUGGAUAGUGAUAUUGAGCAUUGUUUCACAUUUUUUGGCCAUUUCUAUUUCUUUUUUGACAACUACCUAUUGAGGUGCUUUGUCCACUUUGUAACUAGAGUGAUUGCUUUUUUGUUGUUGAGUUUUUUGAUUGGCUGAAAUAUACUGGAUAUUAAUCCUUUAAUUUCUCAUUCUGUUGGAUGUGUCAUUACUCUUUUGAUCAUUUCCUUUGCUGUCCAAAAUCUUCUGAGUUUGGUAUAAUUCCAUUUGUUUAGUUUGGUUUGGAAUUGCCUGUGCUUUAGGGAUCUUAUCCAAGUCAUCACCUUUACCGGUGUCUUGGAGUGUUUCCCUCUACAUUUUCUUCUAGCAGCUUUGUAGUUCAGGUUUUAAAUUUAAGUGUUUGUUGCAUCUUGAGUGAUUUUUUUAUAUUGUGAGGUAUAGAUCUAAUGUCUCUCUUCUACAUAUAUUAACUAUUGCUUGUUGUCUUGCCUCAAAAACACAGAAAUGGAGACAGAUGGAAUGACAAGCCAAGCAUUACUUACAAGAAUUUUUAAAAUCUAUUCUGGAGAAAGCAGGUAAAUGCAAAAUGUGUUCACUUCAUCUUAAGGGCUGUUAACCACAGCCUUUGGACCCUGAACACAGAAGGCAAGCAAACAUGGAGAAAAAAGAGUAUGAAUUAUGACCCUGAGAGGAUGUACUAUUUAAAUAUUCUUACAGCAGUCUUCGAUGCAGCAAAAUUAUUUUUGGCAAUAAUUGCUAAUGAAACUAAUUAUGACAAACAUUUCCAGAAAAAGUACAUAAUGAAUAUUUUCUCUUAUUACUUUUUGAAUAAAUAAUCCCCAAGUAUAAAGCAAAAUGUAAAACAAUUAAUAAAGUAUAAAAGAGUAGAAAAGAAAUGUUUGUGUCCUUUAACUUUAUUAAUGCAUUUUUAAAAGAUGAGAAAUAUCUGUGUAUCCAUUAUUCUGAAUAAGGAAGCUCUACAUGCACUAUCAAAGCCAAAUUCAAGUCUAUUUCUUUUCUUUUUGAAGUAUAUUAUACAAGUUCAUUAAUGAUUUUUUUCAAAAUAGAACCUCUUUGCAAUUUUAUAGUCAGAUGCAUAAUCUAUAUUUACUCAUAGGUGAAUAAAGUAGUUUGUCUUAAUUUUGAGACAUUUAUCCACAUAAAGCAAAAAAUUUACCCAUAGUUAGGAAAAUAUUUAUAUAUGACAAAACACCGAGCAAAAAUCAUAAAAAUUCUGUUAUACAUUAAAUUCCAAAAAAAUAAUAGUUUUCAUUUGUUUAUUCCUUCAAGAUUGAUUCUUACAGUUUUUAAGUAUUUCAGCAGUCAAAAACUUUAAAUACAAACACACUAAUUAAUCAAACUAGAAUGAAAGAAUUGGUAUAUUUUUUCAUUUUUAUUAUCUAUUUCAUAGUCAUCUUUAUAUCAAAUAUACUGCAAGUACCAUGUAGAUUGAAGACAAAAGUCAAAUAAUAGUGAACUUUAUUGUGAAAAUUAUACCUGGCUAGCCCAUCUAUGUCAGAGAAAAUUAUAUAACUAGAAAUUUUGUCUAUUAAUUUCCAUGCAGGAUGCCAUGUUUACUAAGGGAAAAUUAAUACAAACAUGCUAAUAAGAAGUCUUCUUUGUAUGUUUCUAAGUAUAUCAUUUAAUAUCAUUCUAUAUAUUCUUUAACAUCUGCAUUCUGAAAACCCAACAAUAAUGGCAGAUGUAAGGAGUGGAGCCUUAGAAGAGAAGAGAUGUGUCUUCCUUCUUGCUCAAGUCUGAUAAUCCUAUUUGGUGGGUUCCAUUCAGUCUGAAAGCACUGCUGAUAAAGCCCUGGGGAAUUUUACAAAUUCCAUGCUUAGAAAACCUUCUGCUCAACAAUAUACCAGAAGAAGUGGAGAUGAGAAACCAUGUGCCCAUACCCAUAAAAACCCCUGUCUGAAUGCAACUGGUGCUCUCCUUUCUAUGGGGAGAUUCCUGCCUUGCCUGUCAAGUGUAUUCCUUUCAAUAGACUUUGUUGACAUGCUUGCUGCCAAUCUCUGUCUCAUGUCUGAAAUUCUAUUCUUGUGAGAAGACAGGAAUUUCUGCUCCAGACAUCUUUGUUAACAUAUUUUUGUCAGAACUAGUCAGGUGAGAGCAAGAGUGGUGAUAAAUCCAAACAAUCUCACUUAGGCACUUGAGGAAUGUUCCAUGUCUAGUCUACUUUUAUCUUUCUCCCACCUUGUCUACUUUGCUCCAAUGGCAGCCAGACACACAUGCAGACAUGGUGCAAGCAGUUGAAUGUCAUUAAGAUAAUCAGAGCAAGAAGAGUUUAGUGGUAGGAUGAGGUGAGAGGGAAUGGAGAAGAUUGCAUUAGACACCCUGGCAGCCCCAAGACAAUGUCCAUUCUUCAUAGACAAACCAUGAAACCACACACCUGCCUAUUCCUUGUAUCCAGUCUCAUCAGGAAUUUUUAAACAAGAGACCAAGUACAACUCACUCUCAAACUCACUACCUACAGACUCUUGGCCCUCCUAGUCUUGUUUGUGACCUGCCCAGUGUUUGUUUGCUAAUCCACUUUCUUCAUCUUAAAUGCUGGGGGUGGGAAGUGGAUGUUGCAUUUAUUUGGCAGUUGAGACCUAGUUUCUAAUCUCAGUUGGUUCUGAGAACUUUACUUAUUACUUCCCAUUAAAAGAUACCACAUCCCUCAUUUCUGCUGCCUCAUUUUCUACCAUUUUAUAAAAAGCACUGGCAACAACUGGUCUUCAGAUGGUUCAUCUUAAACUGAAAUUUUACCACCACCCAGACCCACUACAGGGACAUGCUUUCCAACUGUCUCUUAAGUUUUAUUUUGUAGACUGGCAAUGGUAGGCCUCAUGACCCUUCUGUCCCAAAGGGUUCCUUUUUUGCUUGUUUGUUUGUUUCCACUAAAUUAUGGAAUUUACAGGGCUAGUGUUGUAGCAUAGAAGAUUAAGAUUCCACCUACAGUACUGGCAUCUCAUAUGGGCACCAGUUCAAAUCCCAGCUGCUCUACUUCUGAUCCAGCUCCCUGCUAAUGCACCUGGGAAAUCAAAGGAGGAUGGCUCAACAACUUGGGGCUCUGAACUCAUGUGGGAGAACCAGAAAACGCUCCUGCCUCCUUGCUUUGGAACUGCAGUCAUUUGAGAAGUGAACCAACGGGUGGAUGAUCUCUCUCUCUCUCUCUCUCUCUCUCUUGCUCUCACUCUCACUCACUCUCUCUGUCUUUCAAAUAAAUUAAUUAAUCUUAAAAAAUUAUGGAAGUUUUUCUGCCAACCUAUUAAAUCACUCUAUUCUAUAGUUGGGACCAAUAUAUGCCUCCUCUUCUUUUAGCUUCAGUGGCCUGAAAGGAUGGAAUAGUUUGUGAAACCAUGCUGUAGUUUCAAAAGGCUGUAAAUUACAAUUGGGACCAUGUCUUCUACAUUUCCAAUUCUCUGGAAAUAUUUGCAGUUAAGUCUAUGGAUCUAUUUCUUUUACUUAAAACAGUGUUGGUUCUAUACUUAAAUCAUUUGUCUUUUAGGCUUAAAGAUUUUCCUGAAAUUUAUAGAGUUUGCAACACUUUGGUAAAACAAUAAUGUAAACCAAUAGAAAAAAUUAAAAAGUACCUGCUUUUUAAUUUUUUCUAUUGGUUUACAUUGCUGUUUUAUUCUUAGGUGUUUAAAUUUUAACUGAAAAGUGAUCUCUGUUAAAUAUAAGAGUGGGAAUAAGGGAGGGAGGAGAUGUACAAUUUGGGAAAUGCUCAAUCGGACUUGCCCCAAAUGGUGGAGUUAGAAACGUGCCAGGGGAUUCCAAUACAAUCCCAUCAAGGUGGCAUGUACCAAUGCCAUCUCACUAGUCCAAGUGAUCAAUUUCAGUUCACAAUUGAUCACACUGAUAGGUCUAAGAGUCAAAGGGAUCACACGAACAAGACUAGUGUCUGCUAAUACUAACUGAUAGAAUAAAAAAGGGAGAGAACGAUCCAUCAUGGGAAGUGGGCUACACAGCAGACUCAUAGAAUGGAGAUGUCCUAAACAACACUCUGGCCUCAGAAUCAGCCCUUAAUGCACUCAGAUCUGGCUGAAGAGCCCAUGAGAUUAUUUUAGGCAUGGAAAGCCAAGACACUCUGGCAAUGAAAAACAAACAAACAAACAAACAAACAAAAAUGA
Molecule: messenger RNA, 7971 nt
Organism: Oryctolagus cuniculus (rabbit)
Lineage: Eukaryota; Metazoa; Chordata; Mammalia; Lagomorpha; Leporidae
Product: UDP-glucuronosyltransferase 2B14
Molecular function (GO): glucuronosyltransferase activity
Source: RefSeq, a predicted model, not a curated record